UAGGGAUCCCAGCAGGCAGGGGGAGGUGCGAGAGGGUUCGGAGGACAGGCCCGGGCAGCGAUCGGGGAUUUGGCUCAACCUUCGAGAGGCAGGGCGCGGUUGUCCACAGUCCUCGCUGACCACACAAGUUGCGUCUUCUGUGCUCCAUCACCCGAAGCUCAGUAGCCAAAGCCCUGGCGUCUGACCUCGCCAUGCCUAGCCUUUGGGAUCGUUUCUCGUCCUCCUCCUCGUCGUCCUCGUCCCGAACUCCAGCCGCUGAGCGGCCGCCGCGCUCCGCCUGGGGGUCUGCGGCCAGAGAAGAGGGCCUUGACCGCUGCGCGAGCCUGGAGAGCUCGGACUGCGAGUCUCUGGACAGCAGCAAUAGUGGCUUCGGGCCGGAAGAAGACUCCUCAUACCUGGAUGGGGUGUCCCUGCCCGACUUUGAGCUGCUCAGUGACCCCGAGGAUGAGCACCUGUGUGCCAGCCUGAUGCAGCUGCUGCAGGAGAGCCUGUCUCAGGCGCGAUUGGGCUCCCGGCGCCCUGCGCGUUUACUGAUGCCGAGCCAGCUGGUCAGCCAGGUGGGCAAGGAACUCCUGCGCCUGGCUUACAGUGAGCCGUGCGGCCUGCGGGGGGCGCUGCUGGACGUCUGUGUGGAGCAAGGCAAGAACUGCCACAGUGUGGCUCAGCUGGCCCUCGACCCCAGCCUAGUGCCCACCUUUCAGUUGACCCUAGUGCUGCGUCUGGACUCUCGCCUCUGGCCCAAGAUUCAGAGCCUGUUGAGUUCUGCCAACUCUUCCUUGGUCCCGGGCUACAGCCAGUCCCUGACGCUGAGCACCGGCUUCAGGGUCAUCAAGAAGAAACUCUACAGCUCCGAACAGCUGCUCAUUGAAGAGUGUUGAACUUGGUCCUGUGAGCCACACUGCCCCCAAAGUGGAGACAAGGAACUUUUGUGGUGGAGACCAGCAGGCAAGGGCUGAAGGACUGACUGAUGCUUGUGUUAGAAAACUGACAAUAGCCACCUGCAGGGUGCAGGGCCAGGUGGGAGAAGGAAGUGUUGUCAAGAAAGGUCUCUAGAUUGUGUGCAGGUGGCUUACUGUUGGGGCACAUGUGCCUCAGUACUGUAGCAUGAAACAAAGGCUUAGGGGCCUCACAGGCUUCUGGCUGGAUGUGUAUGUAGCAUGUACUUUAUUAUUUUUUGUAUACUGACAGUUACAACAGUAGUGUGACAGAGCCAAAAGGGGCAGCUGGUCUGCACUAGCCUCUGUCAGGGGUGUGUGCUAAGGAAGGGUUGGGGGAUGUCUCCAAGAUAGUUUGUGUAUCUCAUGGUCUGCAAGGACCAAAUGUGUUUGUUUUGUAUCUUUUGUUUUCGGGGAUCGGAGCUUCACUACUGAUCUGUUCCAGGCAGCUAUCUUACAGACGCAUGAAUGUAAGAGUAGGAAGGGGUUGGGUGUUAGGAUCAUUUGAGAUCUUUGACACUUGAAAAAAAUAACACCUGGGAGCUGCUGUGUCCAGCCCAUCCCCUGCUGUGUACUGGAGGAUUGAACUGUGAGGGGAUGGGGCUGAGGGGGGUGAGGGGCUGGAACCCCUUCCCCAGAGGAGUGCCACCUGGGUCUUCCAUCUAGAACUGUUUACAUGAAGAUAUUCACGGUUCAUGAAUACACUUGAUGUUCAAGUAUUAAGACCUAUGCAAUAUUUUUACUUUUCUAAUAAACAUGUUUGUUAAAACA
Messenger RNA from Psammomys obesus (fat sand rat), 1706 nucleotides. RefSeq names its product DNA damage inducible transcript 4 (gene Ddit4). Gene Ontology annotation, cellular component: cytoplasm. Gene Ontology annotation, biological process: apoptotic process; response to hypoxia; negative regulation of TOR signaling. The coding region runs from base 192 to 878 and encodes 228 amino acids. The record is from RefSeq and is a predicted model, not a curated record. Gene Ontology annotation, molecular function: 14-3-3 protein binding. The transcript is spliced from 3 exons. Lineage: Eukaryota; Metazoa; Chordata; Mammalia; Rodentia; Muridae.